AUGAAUAAGAAAUUCGAUCGAGUGCUCCAAUGGAGCAAGGAGAAGAUGGGGAACGACAGCAAAACAUCUGCGACAGAUGAGUUCAAAACAAUGGAAAUGGAAAUGCAAAUGCGACAUGAGGGCAUGGACAAACUCCACUCCUCCGCAAAUAUCUACAUCAAAUCCCUCUCUAAACGUCGCGAAGGCGACGAUCGCGAGAAAAUGAUUCCGAUCGAUAUUGUCGGACAAUCUAUGGUUAUUCACGGCGAGGAGUUCGAACAGGACUCGCUGUAUGGCCAAUGCCUAGCGAACUUUGGAAGGGCGCACGAGAGCAUUGCGCGCGUGCAGGAAUCUUAUGUGCAGAACAUCAAUGAUAAUUGGUUACUCGGAUUGGAGAGGGAUCUGACCCAUAUGAAGGAGUAUCAGGCUGCAAGGAGGAAGCUAGAAUCUAGGCGGUUAGCGUACGAUACCGCACAAUCUAAGAUGCAGAAACAAAAGAGGGAAGAUUUCAGACUAGAGGACGAAUUGCGGGCUCAGCGAAUCAAAUACGAGGAAUUGAGCGAUGAGGUCUUGCGACGGAUGAACGAUAUCCGAGAUGGCGAGCAAGAAACCCUCAUGGAACUUGGCGCCUUCCUCGAUGCUGAGCUUGAGUAUUAUGAGAAAUGCAGGAAUCUCCUGUUGAGAGUGAGGGAACAAUGGCCGGUUCAAACCAAGAAAACAAAGGAUCGCUCCAGAUCCCGCUCUAACACCGCUCACUCUUUCUCCAACGGUUUCAGCACCAGAGAAUCCCCGCAAGAAUACGAAGAAGAACCACAACCCGCCCUCCCUGAACGUCCCAGCAUCAAAUCCCGUGGUGUUUCAGCAUCUCAUGCCUCAGAUUGGGACUCCAACGGCCGUCAAACACCUGAACUCCGUUCCCGCGCUUCAUCAUGGAAAAUUGGCGGUGAAGCCCUCUCUCGCACUAGUAGUGUAGAGUCUUCAUCCGCCGCUCCAACUAGAAUGCUAAGAACGGUUACCGAACCGAUUGCUCCACCUUUACCAGCUGGUAGAGGUGGUUUGAGACCCGUGAUCACCAGAACGCCUAGUUAUAAUACUCAUAGCGAAGAUCCAUCACCGGUUGAACAUCCAAGCCCCGAAUCGCGACCCCUCUCGAGACCGUUGUCUAGGAACGCGAGCUCGCAGAGUUUGGGUGGUAGCAGCGGGGUAAGGAAGAUCGUACCGCCUCCACCGCCGGCAUCGAGGAGCGUGUCUGGAAAGAAACCGCCACCACCUCCUCCGCCAGUUAAGAGGGCUGGAUUGUCGAGCUUGAGUAUUAAUGAGUAA
Molecule: messenger RNA, 1302 nt
Organism: Orbilia oligospora ATCC 24927
Lineage: Eukaryota; Fungi; Ascomycota; Orbiliomycetes; Orbiliales; Orbiliaceae
Exons: 4
Coding region: 1-1302 (433 amino acids)
Cellular component (GO): cytoplasm
Molecular function (GO): protein binding
Source: RefSeq, a predicted model, not a curated record